Sinocyclocheilus anshuiensis is the source of this 829-nucleotide messenger RNA. RefSeq names its product predicted GPI-anchored protein 58. NCBI's taxonomy places the organism in Eukaryota, Metazoa, Chordata, Actinopteri, Cypriniformes, Cyprinidae. The record is from RefSeq and is a predicted model, not a curated record. The transcript is spliced from 9 exons. The coding region runs from base 38 to 736 and encodes 232 amino acids.
GCCAGUUGUCCUUGUGAUUUUCAAAAAGAGAGCAAAUAUGAAAGUGCUGGCGUUCUUGAUGUGUUUGCUGGGCUCUUCACUAGCUGCCCCUGCCCCUGACAGUGGCAGCAAUGAGCAGGCAAUUAUUGGUCAUGCUAACACAGCUCUGCAGUUGAUGGAACUCUACAGAAUGUUAGGACAUCUGCAGCAACAGGGUUUUGGUGCUGUUCCUACUGGUGCUCAACUGCCUGCAGCACCUGCAGCACCCGUAGCACCCGCACCUGCUGAUGCCCAGCCUCAAGUUUCACCUCAAGCACCACAGCAGGGCUUUUUUUUCAACCCCGCUCUUUUCGCACCUACAGGAGAUGGAUCAGAUGAGGAAGGAGCUCCACAGUUUCGUGGGUUUUACCCUCCCUACGGCUACCAGCCUGCCCAGCCGGCUGCUCUGUUGAACUCAGAUGAGGCCGAAGUGGCAGAAGAAGCAGAGGGUGCAGAAGCAGCUGAGGCUGGAGCCGAACCUGAACCUGCUGGAACCGCUGCAACUGUUGAUGCUACUGCUGUAAACGAGAUUGCACCCAUGGAUGUUGCCAUAGAGGUUCCUGUUGAACCUGUCAUUGCUGCUGUUGUUCCGUCUCUCAUCCCUGAGGUACCAGCAGUCGCUGUGGAAAUCGACACCACUUUGGUGGGGCCUGAUGCUGCUGGUGCAGAACAGGUGUUGGUGGCUGAUGCUCCUGAUGCUGCUCUGCCAGUGCAGUAAGAGAGAUUAUCACAAGCCCCGCCCCCAAUAUCCUAACCAAUCAGUCACAUCGCUGACAUUAAGACCACAACUCUAUGGUCUGAACAUUGUAGC